Rhodamnia argentea is the source of this 831-nucleotide messenger RNA. RefSeq lists its product as uncharacterized. The transcript is spliced from 4 exons. Lineage: Eukaryota; Viridiplantae; Streptophyta; Magnoliopsida; Myrtales; Myrtaceae. The coding region runs from base 170 to 739 and encodes 189 amino acids. The record is from RefSeq and is a predicted model, not a curated record.
AAGGCAGUUAAGAAGACAACGGACUUUUAACCUCCAAUGCGACUUCGAUCUUCUUCUCCGCGCUCUUGAAUUUUCGAUCUCCGUUUGGCGAUUCGACGGGUUACGAUCGCGUGAAUCGCCGGCGAGGAGAUUCGAUCGACGGAUCGGUUUUGCGGGGAUUCGGUCAGUCAUGGCGACGGAGAGCAAAUCCGGAGUGAUGAAGGUGAGAUUCGACAGUUCAGCUCACGGCAAGAAGAUCGAGAGCUCCUCGAGCCGAGAUUCCGCCGCCUGGAAGCACAAAUCUGCUUCUUCCGUGGUGAAAACCGAGGUGAAGUCUAAAACGAUGCCGAGCUCAUCGAAAACCACGACGAGAACUACAACCACUAAAGUGAGAGAGAAGAAAGUGUUCAGUUUGCCUGGCCAGAAAUUUGAUCCUCCUGAAGAGAGGGAACCCUUGAGGAUAUUUUACGAGUCAUUAUCGAAACAAAUCCCGACGAGCGAAAUGGCAGAGUUCUGGAUGAUGGAACAUGGCUUGUUGUCCCCUGAAAGAGCAAAAAGAGCAUAUGAGAAGAAACAGAAGAAGCAAAAGCAAAUACGCAUGGGAACCCCCAUUAAAUCACCAUAUACGCCUAGCAAAACCGAAAGCUCACAGAAACAGCAAGCCUCCAAAAAUGGCGACUUAAAGUCCAAGAGAAGAGUCAUCCAGGACAGUGAUGACGAAGAUGACUUCAUUUUAAGUCAUAAGAGAAGGAAAGUAUAGAAGAUACCAUAAAAUCUUCGCUUACGCAUUGCUUCAUUUACUUUAAGAACAUUGAACUGCAAGGCAGGGGUAGUGAAGCAAUCAAUGUUGCG